CACACACACACACACACACACACAAACACACACACACACACACACACACACACACACACACACACACACACACACACACACACACACACACUUGGUCUUGAGUAGAAAUAAGUGUGAUGACAUAAAUCGAGGCUCCAAUAAAGACUCUUACUGUUUCUCUCUUACCUCCAGGUGAGGCGUUUCUGAUCAUAUAAUUAACUCAAAGAACAGAUUUACUGAGACAUGUCUUCUUUAGCUGUACUGAGGGUCGAUUAGUUUAAUCUCAUGUAUUGCACUGUAUUUAAAGGUCUAUUUUCACAGUUCUUCUUAUUAAAAGGAUAACUGAUUUGUAUUUGUGUUGCAGCAGACAUUCCUAGUAGACAGGAUGGAAAACAUCACCGUUCCUUUUUAUUUUAACCUCACCAUGUUUGUGAACAUCAGACACUAUCGCUUGGUGGCCUUUACGUUUUGUGUGCUGCUGUACAGCUUUAUCGUCUCUGCCAACCUGCUCCUGAUCCUGGUGAUAACACAGCACAGAGCGCUGCACCAGCCCAUGUACAUGUUCAUCGCUCUGCUGUCUCUCAACUCCCUGUAUGGCUCUACUGGUUUCUUCCCCAGAUUCCUCAUGGACCUGCUGGCUGAUGUUCAUUUGAUUUCAUAUCCUGCUUGUUUCACUCAGAUUUAUAUCAUUUACACGUAUGCUGUCAAUGAACUGACCAUACUCAGCGUCAUGGCUUAUGAUCGACACGUGGCUGUUUGCCAUCCUCUACACUAUUACAGAAAAAUCACUCCUAAAACGGUGGUGGUUUUGUCAACGCUGGCCUGGAUUUUUCCAGCUUUGGUCGUUUCUGCAGUCAUUUCCCUGUCUGCUCAGCUUCCUUUAUGUGGCAACGAGAUACAGAAAGUCUUCUGUGCCAACUGGAAUGUGGUUAAAUUAUCAUGCGUUAGCACUAAUGUUAAUAAUAUUUUAGGUAUGUUCAUAACCAUAACUACAGUUUUUCUUCCAUUUUCUUAUGUGUUAUAUACCUACUUACGAAUUUUUGUUAUUUGCUGGAAACGAUCAGCCGAGUUCAAAGGUAAAGUGCUGCAGAGCUGCCUUCCACACCUCGUUUCCUUUCUCGUUUAUUCCAUCACUGGCUUUUGUGACAUUGCGUUGAGUCGUUCCAGGCUGGAAGACCUAAAUCUCUUUGCUGCUGUGAUUUUAUCCCUGGAGUUUGUUGUAAUUCCUCCUGUUUUAAAUCCUCUCGUUUAUGGACUUAAACUGCCUGAUAUCAGAAGGCACAUUUUUGAGUUGCUACAGGGGAACAAAAGAUGA
Molecule: messenger RNA, 1294 nt
Organism: Nothobranchius furzeri (turquoise killifish)
Lineage: Eukaryota; Metazoa; Chordata; Actinopteri; Cyprinodontiformes; Nothobranchiidae
Product: olfactory receptor 1M1-like
Biological process (GO): detection of chemical stimulus involved in sensory perception of smell; G protein-coupled receptor signaling pathway
Cellular component (GO): membrane
Molecular function (GO): olfactory receptor activity; G protein-coupled receptor activity; odorant binding
Source: RefSeq, a predicted model, not a curated record